AUGCCAGCACCGAUAUUCAACUUUGACUUCUCCUCACCACACCGGCCCUCAGUCCCCUCGCCACUCUCCUCGUCUCCCCUGCGUCCAUCACAAGCCUCACCACCUCUCUCACCGCGCGACCCGAACACUCUUCCGCGCCGCGACACACAAUCAUCUCCCAUCCGGGGCCCAUCUCAUUUCAAGUACUCCCGCGUUAACGUCAAGCCCAACCCGCUGCGAUUGAGUCGCGAGAAGGCCCAAGAGAGCAGGAGGACGCUCUUCCUGAAGAACGUACGGAAGCGUACAGACGACAAAAAGUGGGAGCAGCGAGGCGGCGACCAGGAAGCAUUGAAGCUGGAAUGGCACAUCCUGGAUAAGCAACGGAGGCAAGAAAAGGACACGGAUCUAGAUGGAUUCGUCUACGAGAACGAGCUGGAGGAUAUCCCCGAGAACCCGUACGAAUUGAGCCAGGAAGCCGAUAACAUGAUGGUCGACGCCAUGGCCCAGGAAGAGGAAGCCGAGCUGGACGCGAUGCUAUCGUUGCUUGAUGCCGAGGCUUCUUCGCAGGUGCCGAGACGGCCUGGUACGCCUUCGUUAUCAGAUGAUGAAGACUACGACACGUUGUUCAUGGACAUACUAUCUCAGCAAACGGAUGAGGGCGACGGGUUUAUAUCGUCGGGGCAAAUGGACAUGUCGUGA
Molecule: messenger RNA, 678 nt
Organism: Xylaria bambusicola
Lineage: Eukaryota; Fungi; Ascomycota; Sordariomycetes; Xylariales; Xylariaceae
Exons: 2
Coding region: 1-678 (225 amino acids)
Source: RefSeq, a predicted model, not a curated record